AAGUCACUCAUCCAACACAGUGUCACUUUCGUAAUAAUACUGCUAGACAAGACUUUCAACAACGACAUAGAAGAUCCUUCACUCUCUUCCUGCGCGGAGCUCACUCAUUCUUCAAUGCUUACCCAUUCGCGUACUCCCUUAAGCCUUUUUGACCCACUCGCUCUUCGCCCCGCUGGAAACAUGGCAGUUUCCGGCGAACGCCGACCUCUCGACGGCUUUCUACCUCACGGGCUCACCUCCAAGACUCCCUUCCCCAGCCUCAAGCUCUGCGUCCUCAUUGGAAUCCUUAGCCUUUCCGCGCUCUCCAUCGUUCUCCUCAUAUACCUCUGCAUACGUCUCCGCCGGACCUCGAAGAAGCACAAUACGCUAGGGAAAGAGACGAAUUCGAGGGCAUCAUCAGGACCUUCCUAUGAGGUUUUCCUAAGCUUUCGAGGAGCGGACACCCGCCAUGAAUUCACCGAUUUUCUUUACCAUGGCAUGGAUGAUGCCGGGAUCGUCAUCUUUAGAGACAGUGAAUCCCUCCACGUCGGUAAAAGGAUCGGCGAUGAACUUCUACGAGCAAUCGAGAACUCCAAGAUCUACAUCUCCGUCUUCUCCAAGAAUUAUGCUUGGAGUCACUGGUGCCUCCGACAGCUCGCACACAUGGUUGAGUGCGCCUCCAAAUCGAACGGGAAUAAAGAGAUCUUGCCGAUUUUCCUGGACGUGGAGCCCGACGAUGUCAAACUCAAAACAAACUUAUACAGCAAAGCACUUUCGAAGCACCAGAAGAAGUUUUGCACUGAAGUUGAAUCAUGGAAAAAGGCCCUUAUUGAGGUGGACGAGGUAAAGGGAUGGAACUGGAAGAGAGAUGAAGGCCAAGCGGAUUUGAUAAAAUCUGUAAUUGAAACUGUGUUGGAUAAGCUGAACGCCGGAAAUAAAAAGAUUGUGACUGAAAAUCUAGUUGGAGUUGAUGAUCGUGUAGAAGCUCUUAUCAAAAUGUUGGAUGUGGGAUCUGAUAGCGUACAAUUUCUCGUAAUCCACGGAAUGGGCAGGAUUGGCAAAACAACACUUGCCAAGUGCGUCUUCAACCGGCUAUCUUCUUACUUUAGAGACCGCAAUUUUCUGUCAAACGUUCGAGAGUCAUCACAACGCCACGGUAUGACAACAAUACUUUUUGGAUGCAUGACCAAGUACGGGACCUUGGAAGGGAAAUCGUUCGUCAAGAGAAUUGCGAAGAUCCUAGCGAACGAAGUAGAGUAUGGAAUCCUGAAGAAACCUGGAGCAUUUCAAAGGGUAAAGAGGGGAGUACCAAAAUUAAGGCACUGUCACUUGGACGUCGUCAAGGCAUUCUAA
Rhodamnia argentea is the source of this 1332-nucleotide messenger RNA. Its product is annotated as disease resistance protein L6-like. Gene Ontology annotation, biological process: signal transduction; defense response. The record is from RefSeq and is a predicted model, not a curated record. NCBI's taxonomy places the organism in Eukaryota, Viridiplantae, Streptophyta, Magnoliopsida, Myrtales, Myrtaceae. The transcript has 4 exons. Bases 115 to 1332 code for a protein of 405 amino acids. Gene Ontology annotation, molecular function: ADP binding.